AUGGACUUUGCCGCGUUAAUGUCAAAAGAAAUUGCCAAGGCGAAACGCUCUAGCACACCAAGCUCUGGUUCAGACCAGGACGGCGCAAAGCCGCCGCAAAAGAAAUAUGCCCGCCGCGCAGAGGAGGAAGCUGCCAGAAUAGCAGCCUACAAGGAGGAACAAGCAAGACUAGAGAGAGAGCGCGAAGAACGGCAGGCGCAGAAGCGGAAGCUCGAGGAAGAAGAGGCAGAGCGACGACUGCAGCGGGAGGAGAAGAAACGACGCCUGGCUGAAGAAUCACGAAAGAAGAGAGAGGAAGAAGAAGCGGCGAAAGAACGAGAACGACGGAAGCGCAUUGGACUGCCUGAAUUGCCGCCGACACCGAGCGACAAGGACCAAACGCCUGAGAAAGAUGGAGAGGGGCAAAUGGAGGAUCUUGGUGAAGAGGAACUUACGAAGAAGCUUAGGGAGAUGGGUGAGCCUGUUUGCCUAUUCGGUGAAACCCACCGCGACCGUUUACGUCGAUACAAGAAGCUGCUUGCGCGGUCUCUGGAAGUCCAGAAGAUGUUCGAUGGGCCGAUACCGACAACGCUGGAGCCGGUCCCUGAGGUAGAAAUGAAGAUUCCAACAACGGCCCCCAAGGAUGCUGAAGGUCGUCACUUCCUGUUUCGCCAGCUCACUUCGUACUUUAACAUGGUGCUGUCUGAGUGGGAGUUUGCCCUUGCGAAACGAGAUGUCACGGUAAAGCAGAGUUUACAUGGACGGCAAGCGUACAAUGCGAUGGUGCAGUCGCGGGAGAAUAUGACGCCUCUCAUCCGAAAAUUUGAGAAGGGUGAUAUCGACGAUAACGUGCUACAGCAUAUAGUGGAGAUAAUAAGCAAAGCCCAGCAGCGAAGAUAUGUUGAUGCUAACGAUGCUUACCUGCGGCUGAGUAUUGGAAAAGCAGCAUGGCCUAUUGGAGUUACCAUGGUUGGUAUUCACGAACGUUCAGCGCGAGAGAAACUACAUCAGGGGGACAAGCAAGCGCAUAUCUUAAGUGACGAGAGUACUCGUAAAUAUCUACAGAGUAUCAAACGUUGUCUUAGCUUUGCUCAGACUCGCUGGCCCCCAGACGAUCAGCUGCAAAUUAUGGGCUGA
Messenger RNA from Aspergillus nidulans FGSC A4, 1116 nucleotides. RefSeq names its product mRNA splicing protein PRP18. Bases 1 to 1116 code for a protein of 371 amino acids. The transcript has 2 exons. NCBI's taxonomy places the organism in Eukaryota, Fungi, Ascomycota, Eurotiomycetes, Eurotiales, Aspergillaceae. Gene Ontology annotation, biological process: RNA splicing. Gene Ontology annotation, cellular component: spliceosomal complex; nucleus. The record is from RefSeq and is a predicted model, not a curated record.